Messenger RNA from Pyrus x bretschneideri (Chinese white pear), 720 nucleotides. RefSeq lists its product as uncharacterized. The transcript has a single exon. The coding region runs from base 1 to 720 and encodes 239 amino acids. The record is from RefSeq and is a predicted model, not a curated record. Lineage: Eukaryota; Viridiplantae; Streptophyta; Magnoliopsida; Rosales; Rosaceae.
AUGGAACAAUCAGGAACUAAAUCUCAUUCUGAAAAGCCUGAGAAAUUUAAGGGAGGAGACUUCAAAAGAUGGCAGCAGAAAAUGCUAUUUUAUUUGACAACUCUGAAUCUGGCUAAUGAUAUGUGUGAGACUGUGCCUAGUACGGAAGGAGAUAAUAUACUCUAUGCAAAAACUUUGAUAGCUAUAGAUGUCUGGAAUCAUAAUAAUUUCUUCUGCAGGAAUUAUAUUCUCAAUGCAUUAAAUGAUUCGUUAUAUGAUGUCUAUGUGGUAUGCAAAACAACCAAGGAACUUUGGGAAUCACUUGAGAAAAAAUAUAAAACUGAGGAUGCCGGUUCAAAGAAAUUUGUCGUGCGCAAAUUUUUGGACUACAAAAUGGUAGAUUCCAUGUCCAUUGUCUCUCAAAUUGAAAAUCUCCAGAAAAUCAUCCAUGACAUUCAUGUUGAAGGGAUGGUGAUCAAUGAGUCUUUUCAAGUGGCGUCUUUUAUAGAGAAAUUGCCACCUUCUUGGAAGGAGUUCAAAAAUUAUCUCAAGCACAAACGUAAGGAGAUGACCCUCGAGGAUCUCAUUGUAAGGCUGAAAAUUGAGGAAGAUAAUAGAAAGAAUGAGAAGGGCCUGGUUUCGUGUAUGGAAACCAAGGCAAAUGUUAUUGAAGGAAGUUCAUCAAAGCAAAGGCCGAAAUUCCAGAAAAUUAAGAAGAAAAGAACUUUGUCCCUGGUGUAA